AUGGUGUCCAUUGGGAUAGAGUGUGAAAGGAGGUGUUUUUCGGCUGUUGUUCGGCAGCUCCGUGGCUGGGAUCCAAAUAAAGACACGGAGUGGAAUGACAUUCUGCGCAAGAAAGGUAUCCUUCCUCCAAAGGAAAACCUGGAGGAGCAGGAACGGGCAAAGGAAGAGGAGCAGUUUGCCAUCCUUCAGAAAUCUCUGGUGAAAACUUAUGAGGACAUGACUCUGGAAGAGCUCGAAGAGAAUGAAGAUGAAUUUAAUGAGGAAGAUGAGAGAGCUAUUGAAAUGUACAGGCAGCAAAGGUUAGCAGAAAUGAAGGCAGCUCAAAUGAAGAAUAAAUUCGGGGAAGUUUUGGAGAUUUCGGGAAAAGACUAUGUUCAGGAGGUUACAAAAGCUGGAAAAGGUAUAUGGGUAGUCUUACACCUCUACAAACAAGGAAUUCCUCUCUGUGCCUUAAUAAAUCAACAUCUGAGUGGGCUUGCAAAGAAGUUCAGAGACGUGAAAUUCAUCAAAGCGAUCUCUACCACCUGCAUUCCCAAUUACCCUGAUAAGAACCUGCCCACAAUAUUUGUGUACCUGGAGGGAGACAUCAAAGCUCAGUUUAUUGGGCCUUUGGUGUUUGGUGGCAUGAACCUGACAAGGGAUGAAUUGGAGUGGAAGAUUUCUGAGUCGGGUGCCAUCAAGACAGAUCUCGAAGAGAACCCCAGGAAGCAGAUCCAGGACCAGCUCAUGUCCUCAAUCAGAUCGUGUGUCCCAGCCAGAGGGGAGAGUGACUCAGAGGAUGACUAAUUCCUGCGACUGCAUCCGCAUUGAUGCAGUGCACUUGCAGCCAGUGUUCCCACCUCAAGCACUGGAGACACUCCUCAAGGCCUUGCUGAGCCCCAGAAGGGUAGCCUAUCAAGACAUUCAUUCUAGAAACCUCUAGAAACUAAAAACAUUUCUGUUUUUUAAAAAGUGCAGCUUCACUUAAGAUGCUGAAAGACAUUUUGUAUAGUGAAGCCUGAGUAAAUCUUACUCAAAAGUUUUAAAAUAUAGACAUGAGUAGAAACAGGUCUCUUGUUAUUAUUUUAGUAGUAAAAUGCUGCUUUUUUCAAAAAAUUGAAAUAUGAAGUGGUCUUAAGUGCACUGUUAUUAACAAACUUAAAUUGUACAAAUUGGAUCUAAAUGGCUGUUCUUAAAUAAUUACUUAUGGCACUUAAAUGAGCCAUCUCUCAGCCUCCUGUGCUCAGGCCUCUGACAGCCUGGACUUCUCAGAGAGCUGGGGGAGGGUACCCACGAUGUGGGUGCUUCUGAAGGUGGUAUGUGGUCCUCUGCAGAGAUGUGCUGGCACCAGAGGGACAACAUGAGGCUAUAAGCUGGGGUUCCAGGCAUCUUGAGAGAGGCCUGGAGGAUGGCCAGCCUCUCCUGGGACCUGCUGAGUCCAGAAUUACACUUUUGAGUUAGCAGCACUAUUUUGCCUUUCACAAGGGCUGAGCUUCCUGCACCAUCUUGCCUGCUAAUUGCAGAAUAAAAUUCAAGAUGGUGGUUCUUAA
Molecule: messenger RNA, 1529 nt
Organism: Cyanistes caeruleus (blue tit)
Lineage: Eukaryota; Metazoa; Chordata; Aves; Passeriformes; Paridae
Source: RefSeq, a predicted model, not a curated record